Necator americanus (New World hookworm) is the source of this 318-nucleotide messenger RNA. RefSeq lists its product as uncharacterized. The transcript is spliced from 3 exons. Bases 1 to 318 code for a protein of 105 amino acids. NCBI's taxonomy places the organism in Eukaryota, Metazoa, Nematoda, Chromadorea, Rhabditida, Ancylostomatidae. The record is from RefSeq and is a predicted model, not a curated record.
AUGGUAUAUAAAUUCAAGGAUUUCCAGAGCCAAAAAGCUGUACACCUCUGCCGCUCCCGUAAGCAAGAUGGGUUCUCUUCACCUGCAAAUUCACCUUUCUCAGAGUCUGAGAAGGUGGAAUCGAAAGUGAUUUGUCCGGAUAAACGUUCUAGCAGUUCAAAAUACGGAAUCCUAAGUACAGUUUUCGAUCUAAUGACUGGUGGAAUUUACGGUGGAGGAAUGAUGAAUUGCGGUUUUGGUGGUUGGGGAAUGGGAUAUAUGGGAAUGUACGGUGGUCUCGGAUGUGGACUUGGAGUUGGGGGAUUUUUGGGAAGAUGA